CACCGGUCGAGGAAGGGGCACGUUCAGGAAGAGGACGUUGAUGUGAAAUUAUGAUAAACUUUGGGAUUAUUGCACUUAUCGAAAUCGCAAAUUAGACAUGUUUAUGUAAGAGAAACACGUUUAUAGUCAGAAUGUAAUCGUGGUUUAUGAAGAACUUUAGUUAGUGAUUUACGGUCAUUUUGUCGUGCAGGUAGAUAACGGGGAUUUAAAGCACUGCUAAUCUACAGUUACACACUACAGUUGCUGUUAAGAGUUAAAAGAUGAGUUCCUGUAGGCACUUAGUGUACGGUAGGUGGUUGUUUCACCACAGCACUUUAAGUGUGAACACGUCAGUUUGCAGACAUGGCAGACAGAUGAGACUGUUCAGUACCACCAAGAGCUGCAGGACCAUCAUGCCUGCCUGGGUCAUUGAUAAAUACGGAAGCAAUGACGUGUUGCGGUACACCAAAAACGCCAGUUUCCCCAUCAUCAACUACCCCAAUGAAGUCAUUGUCAAAGUGUCCGCAGCAGCAUUGAACCCACUUGAUGUGAGCAUGAGAGGUGGCUAUGGUGCUGCAACAAUGUCUAUGAAGAGAGACCCUCUGAAUAUCAAACAGUCGGGCAGUGAGUUCCCUCUCAUCCUGGGGAGGGAUGUGUCGGGGGUCAUCAUGGAGUGCGGCCUGGAUGUGAAGUACUUCAGGGAAAGGGAUGAGGUGUGGGCAGCCAUCCCACCAUGGAAGCAGGGCAGCCUGGCUGAGUUUGUGGUGCUGAGUGCCAAUGAGGUGUCCCACAAACCAAAGUCACUGAGCCACACAGAGGCCGCAGCUAUUCCCUACGUGGCAACCACUGCCUGGUCAGCGCUGGUCAACACCGGUGGGCUCACUAAAGACAACUGUGCCAAGAAGCGAGUUUUGAUCCUUGGAGGAUCCGGGGGAGUCGGGACAUUUGCUAUACAGAUGCUAAAAGCUUGGGGAGCCCAUGUGACUGUUACCUGCUCCCAGAAUGCAGAGCGGUUUGUGAAGGACCUGGGGGCAGACCACACAGUGGACUACACUACCGGACCUGUCGAGGAGCCGCUAAGUGCGCUGGAGAAAUUUGACCUGAUCCUGGAUAACAUUGGCGGGGACACGGAGCGUUGGGCACUGAAUCUGCUCAAGCCUUGGAGUGGUGCCAAGUACGUCACCCUCGUAACACCGUUCCUCCUGAACACUGACAGGCUGGGCAUCGCUGAUGGCAUGAUGAAGACUGCUGCCACAGUGGCUGGCAAAGCCUUAAAGCACCUGACCAAAGGAGUCCACUACCGCUGGGGAUUCUUUGCACCUAGUGGUCCUGCAUUGGAUGAAAUAAGGGAAAUGGUGGAUGCAGGACAGAUCCGGGCAGUAGUGGAGGAGACUUUCAGCUUUUCCCAGGUUCCUCAGGCCUUCCAGAAGGUGGAGAAAGGUCACGCUCGUGGAAAGACGGUGGUCCAGAUCAGCAAAGGGGGAGACGACCUAUAGCACUGACUCUCUGAGACAUUUUCAGGAUACAAAGGGAAUUCAGCUAACUUGAAUACAAGGUCUUAGCUUGUUGUAUCCACUGCUGCAAACAAGGCAUAAGACCAUGUUAUUAUUGCUUCUCAUCUGUGUGGGUUUGCAGCUAAAAACGUGUAUGUAAGCACUACAGUUGCGGUUUUACGCGUUGAAAUGUUAAGCAUUUUUUGUACUGGCUUGAUAAAUAAAAUAAGGUGGUUAAAGUAAAGUGAUAAUUUAAGCACUGUCACCUUAUUGAAAGAGCUAUUGGUAAUGUUUGAAUGUGCAAAAGCAUUUCCACAUACACUCAGUUGCUUUUUUUAAGGCACACCUAGCAAAAACUAAUUAAGCCUAACACAACUGCCUUGCAAAAAAUUAAUGUUUCAGGCUUUGUUGAAACUGUUUUACAAAGGUGUUAAUAAUUUCAUGAGUGUUACUCUUUCACACUGUAUAUUUGUACACAGCUAAUGAUGAACUUGAUAAUAUCCAGUGAAAGUGGCCACUGCCUCUGUUUGCUAACAUAUUGCUGACAUUUUUUUUAAACAAGCUUGACCAGUUAGUUUGUCCUCCAUAGUGUAAAUGUGUGUACAGCUUUGUGUCAGUUAUCAUAGUGAAAUGAAAGCUAAAUACAGUAUAUAGGGGCUGAAAGGGACAGUCCACCUCAGAAUCUAAAAAACAUGUUUUUCCUCUUACCUUAAGUGCGAUUUAUCAAUCUAGAUUAUUUUGGUGUGAGUUGA
Molecule: messenger RNA, 2224 nt
Organism: Plectropomus leopardus (leopard coralgrouper)
Lineage: Eukaryota; Metazoa; Chordata; Actinopteri; Perciformes; Serranidae
Gene: rtn4ip1
Product: reticulon 4 interacting protein 1
Cellular component (GO): mitochondrion
Molecular function (GO): oxidoreductase activity
Source: RefSeq, a predicted model, not a curated record